This is a messenger RNA of Syngnathoides biaculeatus (alligator pipefish), 3292 nucleotides long. RefSeq names its product protein O-glucosyltransferase 2-like. The transcript has 10 exons. The coding region runs from base 291 to 1829 and encodes 512 amino acids. NCBI's taxonomy places the organism in Eukaryota, Metazoa, Chordata, Actinopteri, Syngnathiformes, Syngnathidae. Gene Ontology annotation, cellular component: endomembrane system. The record is from RefSeq and is a predicted model, not a curated record. Gene Ontology annotation, molecular function: glucosyltransferase activity; protein binding.
GCCCCUCCCACUUUCUCACAUAUUUUCGGGAUGAAGCUUUUUCGGACACGGCUAACGUUCAGGCUAACAUUUUUGACGCAAAUACCCGAACAACGUGCGUGUUUUGGACAUGUUUUAACAUUUAACGACGCAAGUGGUGGACUUCACAUGGAAGCGGAACCGACACCGGAACGGCAUAUUUAUUCUUUAAACCACACGUAUAAGUUAACUGGACAUUUUAAGUGAAACGAUGGCAAAUAGGAGGAUCUUAAUUCAAUGGAAAAACUAUUAAAAUAAAAGAGCUAACAUUAAUGGAGAGUCGACACUGGACUAAUAUGCCGCUCCGACUUUAUUUGUGGUCGCUUUUGGGGCUUGUUCUGUUCUGGACAGAACUCCCACUGGGUUCUCGGGCCGACUCGACACUUAGUCCCGCAAAGACUCUUGUCUGGGGGCCGGGACUGAAGGCAAACAUUGUCCUGCCAGCCCGUUUUUUCUUUAUCCAGGCUGUUGACACCUCGGGGAGAAAUCUAACGUCAUCGCCGGGGGAGAAAACCUUCGAGGUGAAGAUCUUGUCCCCAUCGGAGCACUUCAUCAGGAUCUGGAUUCAGGUCCUGGAUCGUCAAGAUGGGACUUUCCUAGUUCGCUACCGAAUGUACGCCAGCUACAUGGAUCUUCACGUCCACGUUCUGCACAUGGAUCGGCAUGUGGCCAAGUCUCCAUACAUUCUCAAAGGACCAGUCUACCAUGAGGGUUGUGACUGUCCCCAACCUGACGGCGCCGUUUGGCAGUCCCACAUGCGCUGUCCUCACUCCUUUCCCCAGAUAGAGCACGACUUGUCCCAUUUCGCCAACGUCGACCCAGAUCGCAACGCUCGGGAGAUCCCGCAGCGCUUCGGGCAGCGCCAAAGCCUCUGCCAUUACACAAUCAAAGAGAACAAGGUCUACGUUCAAACACUUGGCGAGCACGUAGGUUUCCGAAUCUUUAUGGAUGCCAUCCUUCUGUCACUUAGCAGAAAGGUCAAGUUACCCGACAUGGAGUUUUUCGUGAACCUGGGCGACUGGCCGCUCGAGAAGAGGAAACCCCCUCAGAACAUUCAUCCAAUCUUUUCUUGGUGUGGCUCAAACAACACCAGAGAUAUUGUCAUGCCCACGUACGACCUGACCGAGUCUGUCCUCGAGACCAUGGGGAGAGUGAGCCUGGACAUGAUGUCGGUGCAGGCAAAUACGGGACCACCGUGGGCCAAGAAAAACGCCACAGCCUUCUGGCGGGGGCGGGACAGUCGUCAGGAGCGUCUGGAGCUCGUCAAGCUGUCCAGGGCCCACCCCCACACCAUAGAUGCCGCCUUCACCAACUUCUUCUUCUUCAAGCACGACGAGAGCUUAUACGGCCCACUGGUCAAGCACGUGUCAUUCUUUGACUUCUUCAAGUACAAGUACCAAAUAAACAUUGACGGCACCGUGGCAGCGUAUCGCUUGCCGUACCUCCUGGCCGGAGACAGUGUGGUGCUCAAGCAGGAUUCCGGCUACUACGAGCAUUUUUACAACGAGCUCAUACCGUGGGAACAUUACAUCCCAGUCAGGGCGGACCUCCAAGAUCUGCUGGAAAAGAUCCAGUGGGCAAAAGACCAUGAUGAAGAGGCCAAGAAAAUUGCUCUCGCGGGUCAACAGUUUGCACGCAAACGACUAAUGGGAGAUAAAAUAUUUUGUUAUUAUUAUAAACUUUUCCAGGAGUACGCGAAACUCCAGGUGACUGAACCAAAGAUACGUGAGGGCAUGGAGUUGGUGGAACAUCCCAGUGACGACCUAUUUCCGUGUUCCUGCCUCCGGAAGCAGGUGAAGGAUGAACUUUGACAGACAUUACUUCCAUGAAGAUUGCCAUCCUUUUUUUAAUUUUAUUUUAUUUUAUACUGUAUUGCCACAUAUUCAGAGACAGUCCUGGACCAAAUGGUGUCCUUUUGGAAUAUGGAAGUGCCUAACCCAGAAAAUACCCACACAAUUAAACGGAGAACAUGAAAACACACCGGAAGGCAGAAGCCAAAAUUAUAACUGUGAGGCCAACGUGCAAAAACCAAUCAAUAUCGGUGUACUGUACCUUGUUGUGGCCCUGCUCGCAAAUGAAACCAAUGAUUGAAUCAACUGGUGUUCAGAGACUGGUUUUCUUCUAUGGAAGUAAUUAUGUGCCACCAGGAUUUGAAUUGUAAAUGCCAAUGAAAAUGUUAUGUUGUGAAAUUCACAUGUCAAAAUGAUCACAUUUUCAAGAGCUGUAUUUCAGUUUAACUUUUGAAUGUGAACAAAUUCGCCAUAUAAAAAAAAAAAAAUCAACCUUUAAAAUUCAAAUGCAAUAUUUUCAGUCUCCUGGGAUUCAACUGGCUACAAUUCCCUGUCUAAAAUUCGCCGUCUAAAUUCAGUGUUAAGAAUGCAGGGUUACUUCAAGUUAGAAUCCAGUUACGUUUUCUUAGUACGUGGCGUCACGUGACUAAGCAAAUAUUGCAUUUGAAUUUUAAAAGUUGAAUUUUUUUUUAUAUGGUGAAUUUGUUAACAAUGAAAAGUUAAACUGAAAUACAGCUCUUGAAAAUGCGAUCACUUUGAAAUGACAAUGUGCAUUUUACAACAUAAAAUUUUCAGUGGCAUUUUCAAUUCAAAUCCUGGUGGCACAUAUUGACUUCCAUAUUCUUCCACUCACUUUUAGAAAAAGAAAAUGUCGCCCUCUGCUGGCUAUUGUAUAGAGCGCUUUGUGAUUAUGACGCAUUUCCGCCUGAGGAACCGGAUGUUGUUUAAGUUCGUGCCAGUCGGAGAUGGAGACGUUUUGCGAGGUAAAAACAAAAAUUUUGAAUCACUCAUCGUCGUACUUACUGAACUGAGUCAGUAUAUACACGUAUCAAAGUAGUAUGCAAACAUACUACAUGACAACAAACCACGACCUCAAAUAUGACAACAAUUUUCAGGAGUACAAGUGGCACGCCGGGUUUGAAACUCUUAGUCGAAUUUUAAACCCUCGCGUGACACCAAUGAAGGAAAAGCGUUAGCUUUGUUGUUAACGACAUUGCCGUUGCAAACUCACCACCUUACAUUGCUAGUUUAUUAGCUUGUCUGCUGUUUAAAUUAAAUAAAGUGGGGUACACCCAAUGACGUUGAUGCGUGGUAAAACUAGGCAAACUGGCAUCACAACUUUUCUCAUGAAAUAGAGCCAUAUUCCCGUUUACGACUUAUAGUUUUCUUUCCAUGCUCAAUUUUUUUUACAUUUUUAAUUUUAUUUUCUGCAUGCCUGUCCCCUGAGUGAUAAAUUCAGCUUCAUUUUGUUGUAUUGUCAGUGU